UCGACCGAUCCGCCAGCCGUGUGAGUGAUUGUGCUAUUGUAAAUUGUACCCUUAAAUAAAGGAGAUAAAGUUCAAAAUGUCCGCAUCACCGAUCGCAAGGCAAGCGACCAACAGUCAGGCCAUACCGCCAAGGAGAGUCCUCAUCACGGACCCGGCGCAAAUGCCCGAUGUCUACUCCAGUACACCGGGAGGCACCAUCUACUCUACCACACCCGGAGGAACCCGUAUAGUAUACGAGAGGUCUUUUCUCAUGUCGCUUCGGCAGUCGCCGAUAUCGAAGACUCCUCCCAAGUGUGCAUUACCAGCUGCAUUAUUAAAGAACCCACCGACUUCGCCCUCGCAGGUGCUUCCUGCACAGAAACCGCGCUCGAAUUCCAUCUCCUUCGAUGAAUCCCAGGAGACUUUCAGUAUGGAUCUCUAAUUUAGUUUUAGUUGAUACAUAAUAGAGUAAAGGAAUAAGAAUGACAAGAACUUGUCGUAAAGAAGCCUAAGCAGAGGCAAUUGAGAGAGUUGUUAAUAAUUCUUUGGAAAACACCACUUUUGAUAGCGUUCAUCAUUGAAUGCAUAAAGAAGUUUUAUUUGGGGGGUCUUCACUGACUUCUUGUGUAUCUAUUCUUUUAACUUGUUAUGGGUGAUCUAUAAGUGUAGGUACGUUAUUGAUAUUGCUUACUUUAGGUUCAAAGGGCUACGUAAAAGGUUUUUCGUUGAUUAAGAAUGCUUCGUUAUAUUGGGUAGCUUCCGUCGUCCAUGGUUUUGAGAAGAGUGAGAAUGGUAUUCACAAAAAUUCCUAAGUCAAACCAAAAUAUACAAUCGAAAUGUUGCCAAUUUAAGCUUACGAAGAAAUUAUUUUUUAAAUUAAAACUAUGCAACAGAACUGGUUACUAUAUCUAAAAUAUUGGUUUUUGAAUCGUUAAUUUUCUAGUCCUACUAUAUUGACGGAACAUUUGAAGAGUAGUUUAUCAACCAUAAAAGCAAUUUUUUAUAUCUCAGUUUGCAUAGAAUUUUUGAAUUUUAAGUUUGACAAAAUAAAUACUUACCUAUUUUUGUAGUUGUAAAUGUUAGAUAUUUAAAACCGCGUGACUGAAACGGUUUUGCGUUGGAAACGCAAUCCUUUGCCUUACCAAAAAUAUAAAUUAUUAAUGGAAUAGUUGCUGGGUGCAAUGGUUAUUUACUUAUACAGCUUCAAGAACUGAACGACCUUGUUAUGUAUACCGGCUACACAAAGAAUUUCUUGUAGUAGGCACGUGUAUUUUUAUGACUCAUAUUGGGUUAAAAGACAGACAGCUGUAAAAACAUGUUUUGUUGAAUAUAUUUCAUUAAAAAUACCCUUGGUAGAAAUAUAUAUCACUUAUUAAAGCUUUUGACACAGUUUGGCAUAUUUAUUUUCUUAUUGUUUAGUAUAAAAUAAUACGGUCUGUUGAGAUUUUUGAAUAUGCAUAUUUUUUAUAUAUGCAUUUGUGUAGUGUCUCACAAGGUGCUAUUCUUGGAUCUAUUGUUCUAUAGUAGAACGAAUCGAUUUAGUGAGCACAUGAAAAUUUGAGGUUGUAAAAGUUGUAAUUGUUUGAAAUUUGCAAUUAAUUAAUGACAAAAGGCGAAGGAUUUAUUUUGUAAAUAGACUGGACUGGGCGUUUGACGCACAUCGUAGUAAUAUAAAAUGAGUAUUUCUCUGUAUUUUUAUACGCAAGUGCCAUUAUAGCAUAGAAGAUAAUUUUAAGAUGAUUUACUUCUAUUAAUGGCGUUGCAAAAUGCGUAAUCUCGAGUGUGUGAGAUAUUAGUCUUAAGUCUUAUAAUUAUGUGUUAUAUCUAGGUCACAUUUUUGAUGCAUUGAAAAUAUAUCUGUUUUUAAAACUGACCUUGUUGCUAUAAAUUAUUGUAAACUUAAAGCCACUGCCUUAAUCUGUUUUAUGAAAUACAUGUUUUUUUUUUUUAUAAUUAAACAACCACAUUGCUUAUCUUUAUUAUGGAGAUCUAAGCUAAGCAUUUGAUAGUGUUAAUCGUGAAUUCAACCCAUUGGCUUACGGAGUUGCAUAUAAACUAAAGUACGGCUUAAGUUUUUAGUAUUAAUUCAUGGAAAAUUACUUAGCAUAAGAUGCUAAGUAAUUUUCCAUGGAUUAAUAUAUAAAAGAGGACUAUUGACAUAAUUAUGCUUGUUUUUUGCUAUUGACAUAAUAUUGAUUGUUGUUGACCGAAAUGUUAUUAUGUCUUCCCGUAAUGAGGGGUGAUGGUUUUACUGCUAACAAUGACGUCCACAAUGCGAGGGUGAAUGUUUUACGCAAAUUAAAUUUGCAUACACAUUAACAUUUUCAAAUACUAGGUUUGUCUGUUCCAAAGUAUAGGUAACUAGAAUAUCCAUAGUAUUCAUAUUUUUGAAAUUAUCUGCCUAAAUUAAGUAAUUUGUUUCAGAACCUGUUAGUUAUUUUCUUGAAUGUAAUUAGAACUCAAAAAUAUUGUCUUUGUUUUGUUAGUUACAAACUCAAUUCUAAAUUUAUUUCGAAGUUACUAUUAUUACGAUGGCAAUUCAGUUUGUUAAUGAUAAAUAUUGUUGAAAUAUUCGGUAAGCGUUAAUUGAAAAACUGUUGUUUUUGCAUUCAAUUUGUUUCAAAGCAUUUACUAAUAAGGAGUAAAGUAAAGUCUCUCUGUAUACAUGAUAAUAUUAAAGAUAAUUGUUUUAAAUAAAUAAUACUGUUGCUCUUAAUAACAGUCAAUUUAAAUGCUUACUAUGUUUUAAGAUCGUAUUGAAUAAAUACUGUACAAAUAUCUACAGUUGACUGCUUUUUGUUUACUGAAUUUUAAGAACAACGAUCUAAUGAAGAAGUAAUUUGCCGAAACUCCAUAUUACCAUAUUCAAGCUAUGAAUUAUUGUUUGAUCAUCAAUGAUUAAGUAAAACUACAUUUAGAAUUAUUUUACAGGAAACAUUUUAAACAAUACUUGCAGGACUAGCACGGGCAGGAGACAAAAAUUAUAUCUCCGGAUUAUAUCCCUUGACAAGUGAUAUAAUUAACUUGUCCACCU
Pararge aegeria (speckled wood butterfly) is the source of this 3013-nucleotide messenger RNA. RefSeq names its product eukaryotic translation initiation factor 4E-binding protein (gene Thor). Gene Ontology annotation, biological process: negative regulation of translational initiation. Bases 77 to 421 code for a protein of 114 amino acids. Gene Ontology annotation, molecular function: eukaryotic initiation factor 4E binding. The transcript has 2 exons. NCBI's taxonomy places the organism in Eukaryota, Metazoa, Arthropoda, Insecta, Lepidoptera, Nymphalidae. The record is from RefSeq and is a predicted model, not a curated record. Gene Ontology annotation, cellular component: cytoplasm.